Messenger RNA from Zingiber officinale, 1930 nucleotides. Its product is annotated as phosphoenolpyruvate phosphatase-like. Gene Ontology annotation, molecular function: acid phosphatase activity; metal ion binding. NCBI's taxonomy places the organism in Eukaryota, Viridiplantae, Streptophyta, Magnoliopsida, Zingiberales, Zingiberaceae. Bases 181 to 1635 code for a protein of 484 amino acids. The transcript is spliced from 10 exons. The record is from RefSeq and is a predicted model, not a curated record.
GAAGAGAUCGCAGUUUAGUGGCGCUGGCUUCUUCGAUCCUUUCUCCUUCGCUUCUGGAUCUGCUCCGGUAAGCAGUUUGUUCCUCCACCUUCGGAUUCAUAGGUCGCUUCUCAUGGAUCUGCGCUAUUUCUGUAUCGCCCGUGUAAGAAUGGUAGAAUUGCAGUCGAUUCCUUGAAGCCUAUGGGUGGUUGGAGCUCACAGCUCCUCUUGUUAUAUCUGGCUGUUCUUUGCUCUGCGAAUUAUGUUUUAUGUGGGAGUACAAGUCCAUACGUACGUUCAGAAUAUCCAUCUACCGAUAUCCCUCUAGAUAAUGAAGCGUUUGUUAUUCCGGAAGGUUUCAACUCCCCGCAGCAGGUGCAUAUUACUCAAGGUGACUAUGAUGGGAAAUCGGUCAUAGUCUCCUGGGUGACAACUUCUGAGCCUGGUUCAAGCGAGGUCUGGUAUGGCACAGAGGAGAACAAAUAUGAGCUUAAAGCUGAAGGAGAAACAACAAACUACACAUUUUAUGAUUAUAGUUCCGGAUUUAUUCAUCACUGCCUUAUUGAUGAACUCAAGUAUAACACAAAGUAUUAUUAUAAAAUUGGAGCUGGUUCCUCUGCUAGAGAAUUUUGGUUCCAAACACCACCUGAGAUCCAGCCAGAUGCUGCAUACACAUUUGGCAUAAUUGGUGAUCUGGGGCAAACUUAUAAUUCUCUUUCCACUCUCGACCACUACAUGAAAAGUGGUGGACAAACUUUGUUGUUUGUUGGAGAUCUCUCUUACGCAGAUAAUUAUAAACAUAAUGAUGGUGUCCGCUGGGAUUCAUGGGGUUGCCUUGUGGAAAAAAGUGCUGCAUAUCAACCAUGGAUUUGGACGACUGGCAAUCAUGAAAUAGAGUAUCGACCUGAUUUGGGAGAGACCACUAUGUUCAAAGCAUUUUUGCACAGAUUCUCGACGCCUUACAAGGCUUCCCAGAGCAGUUCACCCCUUUGGUAUGCAAUCAGGCGUGCAUCUGCUCAUAUUAUUGUGCUUUCAAGCUACUCUCCCUUUGUCAAAUAUACUCCACAAUGGCAUUGGCUGCGGGCAGAGCUGAAGCGAGUCAACAGAGAAAAAACACCAUGGCUGAUCGUCCUCAUGCACGCCCCCCUUUACAACAGUAAUACAGCGCAUUAUAUGGAGGGUGAGGCUAUGCGAGCUGUUUUCGAGAAGUGGUUUGUGAAAUAUAAAGUCGAUAUGGUCUUUGCUGGUCAUGUGCAUGCCUACGAGAGAUCGUAUCGCAUUUCCAAUAUAAACUACAACAUAACUACGGGCAACCGUUAUCCUGUGCCCGACAAAUCAGCUCCUGUAUACAUUACCGUUGGCGAUGGAGGAAAUCAGGAAGGUCUUGCUGGAAGAUUUUUUGAGGUGCAACCUGACUACUCUGCGUUCCGGGAAGCAAGUUACGGGCAUUCAACCUUGGAACUGAAGAACAGAACUCAUGCUUUAUACCAUUGGAAUAGAAAUGAUGACGGAAAACAUGUACCGAUAGACCACCUUGUAUUUCACAACCAAUACUGGGCAAGCAACACGAGGAGGAGACGAUUGAAGAAGCACAAAUUCGCGAGCCAUGCUGGCCUUUUUGCCAAAUACGGAAAGAUCUUGGAUUCGCUUCCGUGAUCAUAUUGAAGCAAAAAAAGCUCAUCUGUUUCAUGAGUUUGGCCAGAAAGACAGCCUUGGAAUGUUUGUGUAGUAUGUUGAAUCAUUUAUGGGUGCUCGUGUUUAUAUAUCGACGACCGCGGGCUUCUUGUUUGUAUCAUCCAAAUAGUUUGCCUUAUUCAAUUAUGGCCUUGCUGCUAAUGUUUUUUUAUUUAAAUAAUAAUAAUUGUUGCUACCGCGGAUGUUCUUCCUUGUGAAUCUCAAACAAACGAUAUUUUCCUCCUUUCUAUUAUGUAAUCAGACGGUUAUGAGUGUA